Porites lobata is the source of this 1502-nucleotide messenger RNA. NCBI's taxonomy places the organism in Eukaryota, Metazoa, Cnidaria, Anthozoa, Scleractinia, Poritidae. The record is from the annotation of a GenBank genome assembly.
AUGGAAACCCAGACCAAGUUCCAAAACUUACCCGAGUUGAAACAUUUACCAGUUAAUGAGGUAAAGCCUUCCUAUGACUUUGUUUUCAAACAGAGUAGCCUCAUUGUAUAAAAAAUGGUUAAUUAGGCUUCUAUUAGCGCGAUGCUUUACGGCAUGAGCGUUACUUGAUGAUAUUGUUGACUUUGGUAUUCGAACGAAACAUUAAGAAGGUAAACAUUGCCGAUUUCGUGAUCUUUUAGCAGGAUAAAAAAGGAAACCUCAAACCAGGAGAUGCAAGAUCGUUUGGUGAAUCACGCGACCCUCAGGAACAGGUGGGUACUCAAAUUUUGUACUGAAAGAAAAAGGUCUCUCCAUUCAAAACAGUUUUACUAUGAUAUAGUAUAUAAUAAGUUACUCUUAGAGCAGUGACGGAUCCGGACCUUGAGAUAAGGGCGGAGGUGGAUCAUUCAGACCCUAAGAUGGGAGGGGGGGGGGGGGGGCCGGUCUCCAAAAAAAAUUUUACCUCAGUUUGGUCAAAAAGUAGGGAGGGGGGGUCGGACCCCCGGGUCCCUCCCCUGGAUCCGCCAGUGAAGAGGGUAGAUGGAUGUUGUAAAGCUUAAGUGUGUCGUUUGUCACAGGAUGAGGAAGGAAUCGAAUAUGAACAGCCAUUUUCUCAAUCACAUGAGCUGAAUCAAAAGCAGGUGUGUUACCAGGUGAUUUUCUUUGAGAAAAAAAAAACGUUAAAUGGUUUCAGCAAAAUUUUUCUUUACAAUGAAACGACGUGUCGACUGUUUCCCUUUGAUUCUCGACACUGAGUAGGUCAAGAGCAAACAAACAUUUAUGUUAUUACCAUUGCUAGUGUGUGACCUUGUUUUUUUCUAAAAUACCAAACUUCUGUCGGUCAAAGCUUUUGUAAACUGGCGAGCCUCUGUUAAAUGACCACCUCUCAUAAGCAAACGCGACCCUUUUUUUCAACUGAUAUUUUAAAAGAGAGGAAAACAUUAACAUAAUCAUUAUCCGUCCAUGUUUAAAAACUGCCCGUUUGCGAUGAGCUGGCGUAGGAUCCAAUAUGCUAAGGGUGCGAAUAAUGGCACGAUAUCCAUUGUUCGCUUUAUGUACUACGUAAUUCUUGAAAAUAUACGUGGCGAUUUUAGUGACAACGCGGCAUUCCAAGCAUUUAAGCUUAGAAUUAUAUUCAAGAACAUCGGCAGAUCUGUCAGAACUGCCCCCUUUAGAGCCCCCUACCCCUCCCCCCCCCUCCCUUACGAUCCGACUCUCGUAGCAAAACAGCAAACCAUGCUCAAACUUUCUUGAAACGCAAACAAACAUAGAAAUAUGCAGGCAAAGUUGUAUCGUCAGCUGGUUUGUCAGUUCUGAAUAGCUUUCCUUGUUCCUUGUCUUGGUAGGAAAUGGGGUCACAGACUGAAUUGCAAGACUCUCUACCUGAGUUGGAGCGUAUCUCUCUUCAUGAGGUAAUUACGGCAGACUUCCGAAGUCUUCCUCUUCAGACAGUGAUAAAAUAA